AUGGUGGAUGCUAACUGCAAAUUUCUUCUCAUUGAUGUUGGAUCCUAUGGAAAGGAAGAAGAUGCAGGAAUCUUCCAAAUGUCAGUAAUGGGAUCUAAGGUGCCAAACGGGGAAUAUUUCACUCCACCUGAAAAUUGGCCAGCAUCAGACAUCAAGCCUCUUCAUGUUAUUGUCGGUGAUGAAGCAUUCAGACUGGAUAAACAUGUGAUGAAACCUUUCACCCAGAAACAAGCUGUGGCAGACUCCUCUAAGAGGAACUACAAUUACGCCCUGUGCAGAGCCCAAAGAGUAACUGAAAGGGCAUUUGGAAUCAUGUGUGUUGUGUUUAGAAUCUUCUUUACCCCAAUUAAUUUGAAACCUGAUACAGUAGAUUUGGUGUAA
Homalodisca vitripennis (glassy-winged sharpshooter) is the source of this 381-nucleotide messenger RNA. RefSeq lists its product as uncharacterized. The coding region runs from base 1 to 381 and encodes 126 amino acids. The transcript has a single exon. Lineage: Eukaryota; Metazoa; Arthropoda; Insecta; Hemiptera; Cicadellidae. The record is from RefSeq and is a predicted model, not a curated record.